Sesamum indicum (sesame) is the source of this 1529-nucleotide messenger RNA. RefSeq names its product coiled-coil protein (DUF572). The record is from RefSeq and is a predicted model, not a curated record. Gene Ontology annotation, cellular component: U2-type catalytic step 1 spliceosome. NCBI's taxonomy places the organism in Eukaryota, Viridiplantae, Streptophyta, Magnoliopsida, Lamiales, Pedaliaceae. Gene Ontology annotation, biological process: mRNA splicing, via spliceosome.
UCCUCCUGGUGGUGGUCUAUUUAUUUAUACGCGAAGAAGAAAGAAUUAAGAGGCUAUUCGGAUUUUAUACCCGCUUGAUUCUGCUCCUAAAAACCCGAACAAAUCCAAAAGUCGAAUCGGAAGUUUCAUUCAGGUCUUUGUUUGUUGUUCGUGAUUAUUGGAGGAGUAGGAAGAAGAAGGAAAAAGGAUGGGAGAAAGGAAAGUUCUGAACAAAUACUAUCCGCCGGACUUCGAUCCGGCCAAGAUUCCGCGGCGGAGGCAGCCCAAGAACCAGCAGAUGAAAGUGCGGAUGAUGCUUCCCAUGAGUAUUCGUUGCGGGACGUGCGGGAAUUACAUAUACAAGGGGACCAAAUUCAAUUCCCGCAAAGAGGACGUCGUUGGAGAGACCUAUCUGGGAAUUCAAAUUUUCAGGUUCUAUUUUAAGUGCACAAAAUGCUCAGCCGAAAUAACUUUCAAGACAGAUCCUCAGAAUUCUGAUUAUGUUGUUGAGUCUGGUGCGACGAGGAAUUUUGAGCCUUGGCGUGCAGAGGAUGAGGAAUUGGAAGAAGAGCAAAAGAAAAGGAAUGCUGAAGAAAUGGGAGAUGCCAUGAAAUCACUGGAGAAUAGAACUUUAGACUCAAAGAGGGAAAUGGAUAUCCUUGCCGCUUUGGAUGAAAUGAAAUCUAUGAAGUCAAGACAUGCAACUGUGAGUGUAGAUGCAAUGCUCGAAGCUCUGCAACACUCAAACGAGCAGAAGAAAAGGAAGCUGGAAGAAGAAGAUGAAGCUCUUAUAAAAUCAGUGUUUAAGGGACAAAGAGAGGCUGCUGUUGUGCGAAGAAUUGACGAUGACGAUAUUGAUGAUGAGGAGGAUUUAAAUUACUUUUCACCUGACAAUGGGGGAACAUCAACUGGUCCAUCAAAAAGAAAGGUCCCUGAAGAGCAUCCUUCUAACCCAACAGAUGCUUUGACAACAGCCGGUGUUGGUGACAGCUCCAACAAUCAAGAUAAUGCUGGUGCUAGUGGGGCUUCAAAUAAUGGUAAAUUCAUUUUCAAAUCCUCUUCAGUCAGAGUUUCUAUCGUCAAGAAAUCAGCUGCAGAUUCAAAUGGGAACAUGCCAAGCAAGGAGUCUGAAAAGCAGGAUGCAAAUUCUACAGCUGUGACUAAUAGUGGAUUGCUAUCGUUAUGCCAACAGUAUGGAAGUGAUGAAGAUGAAUGAUGGAAAUUGGAAAUAGUGUCAUGAAAUUUUUUCAAAAUCUGAAAGAAGGACAAGCAUAUGCAGCUUUCCAUGAUGGCAGAGAAGCAGCAUGUAAUGUUGAAUGCUAACCAGCUUAACUUGAAUUUCAUAACACUGAAACCUAACGAGCUCUUUCUCUGUCAAAAGCUGGUUGUGCUUGUGGAAAAGUGUAAUAUUGUUAUUGUUUUUGUAUUUCUUGAAGAUUAACACUUUCAAGCUAAUACAGGUGUUUGCUAGCAAACCCAUUGAGUGCUGCAAAUGUCCCAUUUGUAUUGUAAAAUUUAUCAUCCAUGAAUCCUUCUUGAGAUUCCUUGAA